AUGUUUGCAAUCUCAGCUCUCUCAUUUUUCCUAUACUUUCUCCGACCUGGCGACUCCCUCGCUGGUGCUAGCCAUUGCGAGUUUACAGUCAAAAAUCCAGAAUACAUCGCCGAGUUGCGCUGUAGCACUUUUCUUUUCAGUCGAAUCGAGAGUCUACCCAUUGAGCUUAUACAAAUAAUCAUUCGGAGUGCCAUCUUUUCCGAACCAUUAGGCUCGCAUAGCGGCCUUCAUACCAUUCGUGAAAUGAGCCAGGAGGAUCGGUAUCCCAAACUCAAAAAAACUAUCGGCACCGUGCUUGGUGCCAAAUUUACUCAGGAGCUUAUUCAUCAGAAUUGGGGCGUACAUUCUGAUUUUACUCAUGCUAUAGCAUGCAAACACCAUCCCGAGCAACCCAGCCAUGGCAUAGACCAAUAUCUCCCAUCACGAGUCAUGAGACACUGUCACCCAUGCUUCCAGUUCCUUCUUACUUCCGGAGCUAUUCUCGCCUCCAGUUUCAACUCGCAACAAGAUAGUUUACUGUUCCGUGCUCUCCAGAUGCAUAACUUUGAGGCCGGAACUACCAUAAUAUCUCUUAUGAGCUAUGAAGAGCUUUUUCAUCCUGUGUCUGGGAUUGGUAAAUGGAAAGAGAUCACAGUACUUCAGGAAUCCACGGGAGUUUUGGAAUGGUUCAAAGUAUGCUGGCCCCGGGUUAAGUUAGACUCAAGAAUCAGUCUAUCUUAUUUUGGCCGUGAUGGAGUUAGAAGAAUCUGUUCUUUGGGAGAUGUUGAUAUAGCAGAAGAUCUAUUGCAAUGCGGCUUAGAUCUGGGAGCCUCUUUUGGAGAGCGCGAAUCGCCUGCUUGGGGGACAGUGCUAGUUGCAGAUAAUCUAUCUGGACAUGAGAAGGUGAAGUUUUGGGAUUGGCUUGCCAAACGUCAUCAGCCCCCUGCUUGGCUUCUUGAAGGUGCCGUCCAGGAAACGAAUAUCCAUGCUGUACGCUGGUUGAUGAAUCGCGCAGAAGCUAGGCAGGCUUGGCAGGCUGCUGCACGAAGCGCAGCUGAGCGGAUGAAACAGGGGGAUGCGGAGGUCUUUGAAGCCAUUAUCCGGCAUUCAUCCGUGAUUGAAGCUAUCAAUGCGGCUUUCCUGAGUAAUCUCUUAGAAAUAAUCGUUCAAGAGGUCCGCGAAACAAGUGCCCAAUGGGAUGCCCGUCUUUCUAACCAGACAACUCCGGCCAUCCAACGUAUUCUGAUAUCCCAACGUAUGUUGACCCUGGAGCCGAUCGCUGUGCGAAAAAUCAACACUAUCAGGAGUUUCAAUGUACUAUUGGAUUUUUCAGGUCUCCAAGUUCAAACAAAAGAGGCUGGAUUAUACAAAAUCACCGAAGCCCUGGAGAAUGGGUGGCAAUGUAACUUGUUAUCCCGUGGGUCCAUAAAUGACCUCUUGGUUCGAAUUCGGACACAAUCAUGGUCCUUAUCAGGGUGGUGGGUUAGCAGAGGGUUUAUGUUGGUAGCGUUUGCUACAACCGCCACAUGCAUUUUGCGAUGGAUAUACCGUGGGCGAGUUUCUCACAGGGCUUUGAAUUCCUCCUGGAGGUUCUGCUUUUGCUUAAUGAGGAUAUGA
Messenger RNA from Penicillium malachiteum, 1596 nucleotides. RefSeq lists its product as uncharacterized. NCBI's taxonomy places the organism in Eukaryota, Fungi, Ascomycota, Eurotiomycetes, Eurotiales, Aspergillaceae. The coding region runs from base 1 to 1596 and encodes 531 amino acids. The record is from RefSeq and is a predicted model, not a curated record. The transcript has a single exon.